This is a messenger RNA of Caenorhabditis sp. 36 PRJEB53466, 842 nucleotides long. NCBI's taxonomy places the organism in Eukaryota, Metazoa, Nematoda, Chromadorea, Rhabditida, Rhabditidae. The record is from the annotation of a GenBank genome assembly.
AUGACUUAUGGAGGUCCGGUAAGCACAAAAAAUCCAAAAAAUUUAAAAAAAUUACAAAUUAACCGCCAAAAAUAAAAAAAAUUACAAAUUAACCGCCAAAAAAAAAAAAUUAUUAAUUAAUAAAAAAAAAUUACAAAUUAACCGCUAAAAUUGCAGCCAAAAGUGUGUUGCUUCAAAGCGCGAUCAGUUAUAAUACUUUUCUCGCUAAUGGGAUUCUUCGUGUGCAUUUGGCAAGUGCUGGCCAACGACGAUCACGUGACACGAGCCACCGGCGCCAUUUCCGGCCUUCUCGAGCUCGUUCUCCUGUGGGGCGUCGUCAAGAAUCGGCCGAGACUGCUCAAGGUCGCCAUGUACAUUUCUGUACGUUUUUAUCCGCUUUUUCCAGGAUCUCCGUGAGAUUUGCAAAAUUUUGAUACCCAUAUUGUCAUACUUUUGCGACAUUUUCCAUCCUGAAUCCGAAAAUCGGCACGAAAUUCAGCUAAUCCAUCUCACGUUCGACUUUGGCACAAUUCUAGUCAGCCCGGUGUACUUUGCGAGUCAGACGGCGUCCGGAUACGAAUCCAACGAUACCUACCCGAUAUUUCCGAUCAUUUUCGGCGCGAAAAGUCGAGAGGAAGACCGAUUCAUUUUGGGCCUUGUCACCGGCUAUUCCGUCGAAAUUUUCAGCACCAUUUCGGUGUUUUGUGAGUUUUGAAUCGAACAUUUGCGAAGUUUUUGAAGUUGAUUCAGUGCUUUUUCCAGUGGGCAUCCUUCAAUUCGUCCUCAUCAAUCGUUGCUACGUCUACCGCAAAAUGAUCGAGAACGGAGUGCUCAAAAAGACGACAGUUUUGAUGAAGUUUUGA